AUGGACGCCGCCGAGUUCAUGACCUUUCGCAGCAGGGCCCUGGGGCUUUUGAGUGGUUCGGUCAUCGUCAGUACCACCUUCCCAAUAAAGGGAGGUAUUGGACUAGUCCUUAGCGAUGAGAGUCACGGGAACACAUGCGUUCAGUCUUUGAGUCGCAUGCAGGGUUAUACAGCCAAGGUCCGCACUGGAUUAUGGCCACGUGUGAUUUUGUUUAAUCCCGCAAUAGCCCGUGGUUCCACUAUCGACUCAGUGAGUCGCUCUAUCAAAGAGGGCAAUCCUGCUCUCACCGAAGGUAUCGACGGUGCCAAGCUGGUCAGCGCGGUCUAUUGGCGCGGCCAGCACUUAGUUAUGGCGAUCUGCCCAACCCUCUAUCACAGGCUCUCUGCCAAUGGGGAAGGGAAGGGUCGCCUGGUAUUAAAUCACCUUUGCACCAGAUGGGCGACAUCUCGCUCCCCAUCAGUGUGUUUUAGGUGCUGUGGUAUUGGCCAUAUUGGCCCUUCCUGUCCUCAUAAGCAGGAUCAGGCCAAGAUUCGCUGCACGCGUUGUGCAGCCUUCGGUCACGAGAGACAAGCUUGUACGGCUCAGUCCAUCACAGGGCCGGUGCUGAAAUGCGCGAACUGCCUGGACUUCAACGCAUCUCAUCCUGAAGCUCGAGUUCACCGAAAGGUGGACCACGAGUGCACGGAUGGCGCAUGUGAGAGCUUAGCCGCCUUUGCUAGGCGGCAAUGGGGCCGUACUGACUUCGGAAAUGCCGCCUUUUGUCAAUGA
Messenger RNA from Perkinsus marinus ATCC 50983, 768 nucleotides. RefSeq lists its product as hypothetical. The record is from RefSeq and is a predicted model, not a curated record. Bases 1 to 768 code for a protein of 255 amino acids. Gene Ontology annotation, molecular function: nucleic acid binding; zinc ion binding. The transcript has a single exon. NCBI's taxonomy places the organism in Eukaryota, Perkinsozoa, Perkinsida, Perkinsidae.